UAGUUCCACCUUCUUUUGCCCCUCGUCUUCCUCUGCCCUCGAUCGCUAUUAACUCCACCACCACCAUCAACCAGCAGCAGAAGCCCACGCACCGAUGGCUUCUGCUUCAGUCGGCUCGUGCUUCUCCACCACCAUCACCUCACGAGCACUUCCCCCCAAGCUCCCCUCCUCUGACGCCGUCCUCCUCCGCCUUCCCCUCCCCCUUCGCGCCUGCCGCCCGCAGCACCUACUCUCCGUAGCUCACCUCUACAAUACUCAGAGCUUCAGGUUUCCGAGGAGGACCUUGGCAGCGGUGGCGCAGGACGAGGCCACCGCCGCGGCCGUUCAAGAGGAGGAGGAGGAGGAGGAGGCAGCAGCGGAAGAAACAGGGGAGGCAGAAGCACAGCCGCUGGAGGAGGCGGCUUCUCUUUCCCCUGCCGAUACUGCCGCUGUGGCUCAGACCACAAAACUCUAUUUUGGAAAUAUGCCUUACAACUGCGACAGCGCGCAGCUGGCCGGCAUCAUCCAGGAGUACGCCAGCCCCGAGCUGGUCGAGGUGCUUUACGAUAGGGACACUGGAAGAAGCAGAGGGUUUGCUUUUGUCACCAUGAGCUCUGUGGAAGAUUGUGAACAAGUCAUAAACAAUCUUGAUGGAACUCAAUUCGGUGGCAGGACAAUGAAGGUGAACUUCGCCGACAAGCCAAAGCCUAAAGAGCCAUUGUACCCCGAAACCGAGCACAAGCUCUUCGUUGGCAACCUCUCUUGGUCAGUCACCUCGGAGGUCCUGACUGAAGUGUUUCAGGAGCAUGGAAAUGUGGUUGGGGCACGGGUUCUUUACGACGGAGAUACAAGUCGGUCUCGGGGCUAUGGCUUCGUCUGCUAUUCAACUAAGGAAGAGAUGGAACACGCCUUGGAAGUUCUCAACGGAAUGGAAUUAGACGGUCGGGCAUUACGAGUCAGCUUAGCUCUAGGAAAGAAAUCCUAAGAAAAAAAAAAACAGACAAACAAACAAGAAUUGGCCAUAUAUAUUCUGAAGCAAGGUUCCACUGUCAUGAAGAGAAGGUUGGGCAUGAUGUUGAGCACCCUAAUAAGAGGAAACACAUCUUGAAGAUUUAUUUUUCAUUGAAUUUUAUCAAGCAUCAUGUAAUUAAAGUCUUGAACUCUUGUAUCAGGUACUUAAUUGAACUCAUGUAGUUAGAGUUUCAAUAAGAUGCAUUUUUUAAUAAAGUAAAAUCAAACCAAGAAAAAUAAUCUAUGUUUGCUUGUA
Zingiber officinale is the source of this 1246-nucleotide messenger RNA. Its product is annotated as 31 kDa ribonucleoprotein, chloroplastic-like. The transcript is spliced from 4 exons. Gene Ontology annotation, cellular component: cytosol. Gene Ontology annotation, molecular function: mRNA binding. The coding region runs from base 95 to 964 and encodes 289 amino acids. The record is from RefSeq and is a predicted model, not a curated record. NCBI's taxonomy places the organism in Eukaryota, Viridiplantae, Streptophyta, Magnoliopsida, Zingiberales, Zingiberaceae.